Ochotona curzoniae (black-lipped pika) is the source of this 5713-nucleotide messenger RNA. RefSeq names its product centrosomal protein 164 (gene CEP164). Gene Ontology annotation, molecular function: protein binding. The record is from RefSeq and is a predicted model, not a curated record. Lineage: Eukaryota; Metazoa; Chordata; Mammalia; Lagomorpha; Ochotonidae. The transcript has 32 exons. The coding region runs from base 98 to 4468 and encodes 1456 amino acids.
GGAGCCGGGGUGGUGCUGGGGACGCUGCGCACACCCGGGAGCCGUCGUCCAGAGCCUCCCGGGGUGGGGGGUACAGGUGUUCGAGCCCAGGCCAAUAAUGGCUGGCCCACCCAUCCGCAUAGGGGACCAACUGAUUCUGGAGGAAGACUACGAUGAGACCUAUAUCCCCAGCGAACAAGAAAUUCUUGAAUUUGCCAGAGAGAUUGGUAUUGAUCCCACCAAGGAACCAGAACUGAUGUGGCUGGCACGGGAGGGCAUCGUGGCUCCACUGCCUAUGGAGUGGAAACCAUGCCAGGACAUCACAGGUGACAUUUACUAUUUCAACUUUGCCAAUGGGCAGUCCACCUGGGACCAUCCAUGUGAUGAACAUUAUCGGAACUUGGUGAUCCAAGAGCGGGGAAAGCUGUCAAAUCCUGGGGCCACUAAGAAGAAAGACAAGAAAAAGAAAAAGGAGAAGAAAGAGAAGAAGGACAAGGAGAGCUCUAAAAGUUCCCUGGCUCUGGGCUCCUCGUUGGCCCCAGUCCAUGUUCCUCUCGGGGGCCUGGCCCCUCUCCGAGGCCUUGUGGAUGCCCCAUCUUCUGUGCUUUGGGGACCUCCCAAUAAGAGCCUGGGGAGCUCAGCGGAGUCUGGUCAGCAUAGAGAACUGCCGCUUUCACAGGGCUUGAAGACGCCCACGGGAGCCACGGGCCUCCUGAGCUCAAACAUCCAGGAGGACAAGAAUACUCUCAGGCUUUUGGCUUUAGGGGAAGAUACCCAUGAGGAGGAUGAGGAAGAGAGCAACCACCAGAGUGUCCGCAGCACGAGUGACCUUCUCAAGAACUUGCACCUGGAUGUGGGGGCAUUGGGAAGCGAUCUUGAGUAUAAGGAGUCCCUGAGGUCCAGCCAGCCAGAGGAGAAGAAAGAUGUUUCUCUUGAUGUGGACCCUGCCAGCCCCUCUCCUCCCGGCAAGCUCUCCAGCCAAGGUGCAGACAGCAGUCUGAGCAGUGCCGAUGGCAAGGAACAGCAGGAAAGAGGGGCCAGUCCUUGGCUGCCAGAGAAGGAGGAACAUGGGAAGAGUGAUCCUGCAACCCCCAGGAGUCCAGUGACUCUUGGCGUGGACCCCGAAGCCCGUCUGCCUGCCCAUGCCUCUGUAGCACAGCCCCCAAAGGAUCAAGUGGAUGCAGAAGAGGAGGGUUCCCAAAGAGAAGAGGCAACACAGGAGCCAAAGAAAGAGGCUUCAGCUCUGAAAGAGAACAUAUCAGACAAUAGUGAGGAGUUGGAGAUCAGUGAACAUGUAAAGGACGUACAUCUUUUGGACUCCAUGGAUUCAGACCCCAAGUCCCUCUGUGGCCUGGAUUUCGGUUUCCGCAACCGGCUCUCGGAGCACCUGCUGGAUGCGAAUGUGCUUUCUCCAGUCCUGGAUGGAGCUCACUGGGAGGUGAGUCUCUGUGGCCUGUCCCAGGGUAGGUUAGGAAGAGAGCACCAGAAUGACAGCCAGUCCAGCCAAGAGGAGCUGCAGAGCAAGCAGUCCAACGGCUCGGAGAGAUUAUAUCCUCCACUGCUGACCAGGGCACGGCUCCAGAGUCCACUUCACAGCUGGGACACUGAAGAAGGGCCUCUGAAGGCCCCCAAAGGGCCGGAGGCAGUGGAACCGGGAGAGGAGUCCAUAUCUGAACCCGUGCCACUGCUGGCCCUCAGGAGGGAUCAAGCCCACAGCUCACCUGCUGCCCAUGAGAAAGGCACAGAGCAGCUCUCCCAGGCCAAGGAGCUGGGCCCUGGCCAGGAAGAGGCCAAGGAACUCAAGGACAAGGUGGUGGUCAGCUCCACCCCGCCAGUCUCGCCAGAGGUGCCAUCUCGGGAGCCUGCGGCUGCACAACAGCUCUCAGAGGCUACCCUAAAGGUCAUGGAAGAGGCGGUGGCCCAGGAAAUGGAACAAGACCAGAGGCGGCUGCUGCAAUUGAAGCGAGAGAAGUUGCAACAACUGCAGGAGAGGCUGUGGCGAGAGGAGGAAGAAGAGAUCCUCCAACUUCACCAACAGAAAGAGAAAUCUCUCAGUUCUCUAAAAGAGCAGCUGCAGAAAGCCACCGACGAGGAGGAGGCCCGGAUAAGGGAAGAGGAGAGCCAGAGGCUGUCUCAGCUCCGAGCUCAGCUCCAGUCCAGUACGGAAGCAGAUGAGGUCCAGAUGAGGGCCACACAACAGGCUUCCCUGCAGAGGCUGAGAGAGGAGUUGGAGUCUUUGCAACAGGCUGAGAGGGCCAGCUUGGAAGAGAAAAGCAGGCGGCAGCUGGAGCUGCUCCGAGAGGAGCUGGAGGUUCGGGAGAAGAGUGAGCAGGCCGCCCUGAGAGCCGGGAUGGAGCAGGCUCUGCAGCAGCUGAGGGAGCAGCUGGAAGUGGAGCGAAGAGACGCACUGGCAAGGCUGGAGCAAGAGCACAGCACCGAGCUGGAACAGCUCUGUUCCUCGCUGGAGACCAAGCACCGGGAGGUGCUGUCUAGCCUGCAGAAGAAGAUGGAGAAAGCCCAGCAGAGAGAGGAGAGCGAGCUGCGUGAGAGCCUGGGGAAGGCAGAACAGCGAGCCUACCAGAAGCUCCACCAAGUGAUGGAGUAUGAACAAGAGCUCAGCAGCCUCCUGCAGGAGAAGCGCCAGGAGGUGGAAAGGGAGCAUGAGAGGAAGAUGGACAAGAUGAAGGAGGAGCACCAGCGAGUGGUGACUGAAGCCAGAGAGCAGUAUGAAAUUGAGGAGAGGAAGCAGCGGGCCGAGCUGCUGGCGCACCUGACAGGUGAGCUGGAGCGCCUGCGAAGGGCCCACGAGCGAGAACUGGAGACCAUGAGGCAGGAGCAGGACAAGCAGCGUGAGGACUUGCGGCGCCGGCAGCGGGAGCAGGAAAGGAAAUUCCAUGAGUCAGAGGUGGAACUUGAAAUGAGAACUAAGGAUGUCAAGGCCAAACUGGCUCAGCUGGACAUGCAGGAGAAGACUGCCCGGAAGGAGAAGCAGCAGUUGCUUGACGUGCAGAGGCAGGUGGCUCUGGAGAGAGAGGAAGCCACAGUCACCCAUCGGCACCUGGAGGAGGUGAAAAAGGAGCACACACACCUGAUGGAGUCGAGUCGGCAGCUCCGAAGGGUUCUCGACGAGCUCCAGGCUCGCAAGUUAGAGCUGGAGUCUCAAGUGGGUCUGCUCCAGGCUCAGAGUCAGAGACUGCAGAGACAUGUCAGCAACCUGGAGGCUGAAGUUCAGAGGAAGCAAGAUGUGUUGCAGGAGCUGGCAGCUGAGGAGAGUCAACAUGCUUCUCCACAUUUUGAGCCCAGUCUCCACAUCGAAGACCUGAGGAAAUCCCUUGGGACAAACCUGGCCAAAGAGGCUCCCUCGUCCUUUUCCCAGAGCAAGGAGGCGAGCACGGCAUCCUUGGACAGCAUCCGGCACUAUCUCUCCACUGAGGGGAUAGCCAUACGCAGUGCCAAGGAGUUCCUGGUGCGGCAGAAGCGCUCCAUGCAGAGGCGGCAGACGGCCCUGAAGGCUGCCCGGCAGCACUGGCAUCAGGAGCUGGCCAGCACUCAGGAGGCGACCAAAGACUUGCCAGGCACCAAGGCCCUGGAAGACGUGCGCAAGAACCUGGAGGAGGAGACUCGGCACCUGGACGAGAUGAAAUCCGCCAUGCGCAAAGGCCAUGACCUGUUGAAGAAGAAGGAGGAGAAGCUGAACGAGCUGGAAUCCUCUCUCCGAGAAGAGGUCUCCGAUGAAGACACUCUGAGAGGAGCCCCCAAAAAGAAGGCAGUGACCUUUGACCUCAGUGAGGAGGAGGAAGAUGAAAUGAGCAGUGAAAGUUGCGAAUCUUGCUCCCUGCCUGGUGUCAUGCCAACCCCGAGUCCCAUCUUCCCCACCAAGAUCCAUCACUUGAGCAGCUCCUUGCAGCGGAUCAGCAGCGAGCUCAACGGCGUCCUCAGCAUGCUGGGCAGCCUCAACACGCCGCCACCGCUGCUGCCGCUGCAGCCACUCUUCACGUCCACACAGGCCACGUUUCCACCCCGCCCCUCCAAGGGUAUCCCCACCCCUGCCUACCGCUCCCUGACUCCACUCUCAGCCUCAUCUCCUGUCCCACCUGUGUCCACCCAGUGGGCCUGGGACCCGGGGCUGGGCCCCCGGCUGUCCUCCUCAGUGGCUCAGACAGUGGACGACUUCCUGCUGGAGAAGUGGCGCAAGUAUUUUCCAUCUGGCAUCCCAUUGCUCAGUAACUGCCCACCUCCUCUGGAAAACAAACUGGGAUAUGUAUCUGCCAGCGAGCAGCUCCGCUUCCUGCAGCGCCCACAUUUCCAGGCCCCUGAGAUUGGCAGCACCAACUUCCAGAGCAUCAUUGAAGCCAACCGCAGGUGGCUGGAACAGUUCAGGAAGGACCCUAAGUCACAUCUCUUCCCUGUGCCCAAGCCAGCUGCCACUGUGGGCCUGCUACAGCUAGGUCUUGAUGAGGACAAGACCCUGAAGGUGUAUCACUAUUGAGGCCCAAACCUGGGCUCUGGGGCCACCCAGCCCUCUUCUGCACACCCUGAGCGAGUGCCUGACAAGCUGCCUGCACUUUACUCUCUCUGAUAUAACAUCCUCCCAUCCCAGGCUGCUGGCCUGCCUGGAGGAUAUGGGGGACCCAGUGGGGGACCUGGGGCUGGGUGAGGCACGGCUGGAAAUGGCAAGCCAUACCCUCUGUGAGCACACGGUGUGUCUCACGUGGAGAGACGCAGACUUCUAUAAGCUCUGGCCUCAGCUUCACAACAGCAACUCUGACAAUGAAUAACAAUGAAUAUGAGUGGCGUGGGGCUAGGGGGUUCUCUCGGGGAGAGGGCAGCGUUGGAGAACUGCUUGCAAGUCUGGGAAAAUCCUUCUGGAGUCAGGUUGCUCUCUGACACCUGCAAGGUAUUUCCAGGGGUCCCUAAUCCGCCAGGGCCAUGUUCUCCCCACCCCCAGAUGCCCAGUGGUCACUCUCUGACCACAUCACAUCUCCAAUACCUCAGCCUGGCAGAGGCCAGACCCUUUGUCCAACAGCUCUGCUCUGAGCACUCUCUACCCUCUCAGGAUUGGGCUCAGCCACCGGAGCCCUGCUAGGGGCUAUGCCCCAGGAAGCCUUGCUGCCUUCUCUGUCCGUCCCUCCUAUCCCUGCCCCAAGCACUGUGCUUUGCUCAGGGGCUCAGGAGCACCCCUCCUCUCUCUGGGGGUGCCUCUGCAGAGCCAGCCAGUAUCUCAGGUCGUGAGCCUACAGCUCCUCCAGAGAAACCAAAAAGCCAUAGGGAAAGGCCACAUGUGUUCAUGGAUCCGCAGUUCCGUCCUUCCUGUCUGUUCCACCUGCCCCAGUCUUUGAUGCUGUGGCCACCUAUUCCCAGAGCUUGGCGGCAAGGGGCCUUGUCCCAGGCACUGCAGUUGCUGUGAAGGCCCAGCUCUGUGCAGCAUGCUCCUUGGGGGCUCUGUGCUGUGGUCUCAACAAAAUGCCUCCAUUUCUCUUUGAAAAGCUGUGGAGCUGCCCCUGCCUCCCUAUGGCCUGGAAGCCGGCUCCCUGCACGUCCCCAUCCUCCACCCAUCUCAUUGCCGUGGAAUAAAAAACCGAGACCCCCUUGGCUGCUUUAGCCUCUCAGGUACUCGUAGGCAUCAGCGCUGACCUCAUGCAAAAAGCCCAUUUUGUUACUUGGCUCACUGUGCCUGCUUUGGAAUUGCUCAACUCCAGUGACAAUCCUGUGUGUUCUGCAUCAAUUAAACCUC